AGUUGCCAAUGGGAAUUUUCUCCUUGAUGACUUCCUUGAUUGCUUUCAGACACUGGUCUGGCAGAUGCAGAGAAAGAACAUCACAGAAGUGACAGAAUUCAUCUUCCUGGGAUUCUCUAUCUUUGGAAAGCACCAGAUAACCCUCUUUGUGGCUUUCCUAACCAUCUACAUUUUAACUCUAGCUGGUGACAUCGUCAUUGUGGCCAUCAUCCGCGUUGACCACCAUCUCCGCACUCCCAUGUACUUCUUCCUGAGCAUGCUGGCGAGUUCUGAGGCCGUGUACACACUGGUCAUUGUCCCACGAAUGCUCUUCAGUCUCAUUCUUCAUAACCAGCCCAUCUCCUGGGAAGGCUGUGCAACUCCGAUGUUCUUUUUUGUCACGUUGGCCGUAAAUAGUGGCUUGUUGCUCACGGCAAUAGGCUAUGACCGCUAUGUGGCUAUCUGCAACCCUCUGAGGUACACUGUCGUCAUGAGUAAAGGAAUGUGUGCCGGGUUGGUAUGUGGGUCCUUUGGCACUGGUCUGGUAAUGGCAGUUCUCCACGUAGCAGCCAUGUUCCACUUGCCCUUCUGGGGCACAGUGGUGGACCAUUUCUUCUGUGACAUUUACCCUGUCACGAAGCUUUCUUGCACUGAUUCCACUAUCAAUGAGAUGAUCAAUUAUGGUGUCAGUUCCUCUGUGAUCCUGGUCCCCGUGGGCUUGAUUUUCAUCACCUACGUCCUCAUCAUCUCCACCAGCCUCAAGAUCCCCUCCGCCCGGGGCCGGAAGAAGGCCUUUGCCACCUGCACCUCCCGCCUCACGGUGGUCAUCGUCCACUACGGCUGUGCCUCCGUCAUCUACCUCAAGCCCAAGUCAGAGAACUCAAUAGAAAAAGACCUUCUCUCAGUGACUUAUACCAUCAUCACGCCUUUGUUGAGCCCUGUUGUUUACAGUCUGAGGAACAGGGAGGUCAGGGAUGCUCUACGCAGAGCCGUGGGCAAAAACACUUCUUAACAGAUCGAAUCAUUUUGUCAGGAGACCUUUAGCCCAGUGUAAUGUGUGUCU
Panthera uncia (snow leopard) is the source of this 1042-nucleotide messenger RNA. RefSeq names its product olfactory receptor 16-like. Gene Ontology annotation, cellular component: membrane. The record is from RefSeq and is a predicted model, not a curated record. Gene Ontology annotation, molecular function: olfactory receptor activity; G protein-coupled receptor activity. Gene Ontology annotation, biological process: G protein-coupled receptor signaling pathway. The transcript has a single exon. The coding region runs from base 65 to 991 and encodes 308 amino acids. NCBI's taxonomy places the organism in Eukaryota, Metazoa, Chordata, Mammalia, Carnivora, Felidae.